Aspergillus lentulus is the source of this 2667-nucleotide messenger RNA. The record is from RefSeq and is a predicted model, not a curated record. NCBI's taxonomy places the organism in Eukaryota, Fungi, Ascomycota, Eurotiomycetes, Eurotiales, Aspergillaceae.
AUGGAUUCCUCGAGCAUCAGAGUCUCAAAUGAGUUCGUCCAUGUUGUUUGGGCAUCCCAUAUCCUCUCAUUGCUGAACCCUUACACCAGUACCGCAGGUGGGAAGGAAGUCGACGACGAGGACGGAGAGGACUUUGACGACGACGUAGACCAGGAUUUUACAAGUGCAGACGCUCAGCCCCUAAGCACUAACAGCGACAUACUCCGCCAAAAGUUUCUUGAUUGCAUCUGUGAACUUCUUUCCCACACCAAAGGCGGCAAGUUCGUCACAGCUGCGGCACUCAGGGAGAAGGAAAAUGGAGUCGAGGUCGACAUUGCUCGAAAUAACGGCUUAGAUGCAGACGACGACGAAGAAUAUCUGGACUCUCUGAAGCAGUUCCUCGCCAUGCAAGCUCGCGAGCUUCCACAUCCCGCGCUCGCUGAGUAUUCACACACCUUCUUGAAAACCACGAUUACAUAUAGCAGGACAAGGGUGGAUGCCCAGGGUGAGGCCGUGGCUCAGCUCCUUAGAGGCACGCUGUUCCGUCCUCUACAGAGGUCGAUCGCACGAGAGUAUACAGUAGACACCUGUUUACUCGGUUGCUGUUCCGCUCCACUCCAGCCGGUCUUUACCCAUGCUGAGAGUCUUGUCGUACAAUUAUUGAAUUUUGAUCACUGGAGCUCAGGGCAGGAUCCAAGUGAACAAAGGCAGAAGAUGGUGGAACUAGCAGCUGCCACUGUCCGCUCACCACAGGUCACCCAAGGGGCGCUUGAAAGAAUGCUCCCUUCUGUGGAUUCUCAUAAAGUCAUUCGAGCGUGGCGUGUUCUAGCAAGGCCAUUGACGAAUCUCAGGAUUCUCUCACAAAUAGCGCGGCUACUUCCCAACUUCCGAAAUAUUACCUUUAUUCCCAUCUCACGUCCCGCCCCUGUCAAACUCCAGAGCGGCCAAGUUCCAACAAUCCAGGAAGCGUGGAAGUCUCUCGGUCUAUCCCGUGGACGUGGACCAAACAGCGGCUUUCCUCCUGCUCUGACUGGAAAAAGUAACAAAUUUAGGGGCAGCUGUUGCUCCGAGCUCGUUACCCACUGUGAAAUACAGCUCUUGACGCGAUACGAGGCAGAGCCGUCGCUGGUGCCGAGGCUGCCUUAUUUCGGGUGUAGUAAGAAGACUUGUUUCCUCUGCGAGUCGUUCCUAGAACUGUCGCCGCUGAACAUUCGCACGCGUGGUCGACACGGACAGUGUCAUCCUCUAUGGGCCAUACAACCGUGCGAUUCUGAAGAUGCAAGACAAAGACUAAAGCACUUGUGUAAAAUUGUCAAACAGAAGAUUAAGGCAAGACGUAACCCACGUCAUAACCCUCCGCCAGUUGCUAUCCAGCAGUCGUCGGCCGUAUCUGAGUUAAAGUCCGCCGAUAUACUUGAGCACGUGCGCCAAAGCAAGAACCUAGAGGUAGUUGCUCAACAAGCUCGGGAACUGCGUGAAAAGAGGCGAAUUCUCCUCGAUCCUAGAUCCGUCGGCCCGCCGAGUAUAUGGUAUCGUGAUUUACGGACACUUUGCGUCAUGUGCCAGUGGCCUUGUGCACGGAGGUGUACCCGAUGCCUCUCCAGCUGGUACUGUUCCAAGAGAUGUCAGAGCGUCGACUGGCCAUCCCACAAGCUCCUAUGCUCCCGAUAUCGCAAUUUCCUGGCCAGCCGCCCAUCAGAGGACCACUGGCUCGGCAUCUGGUUUCCCAGAGACACAGCCCGGCCAAAGCUCAUAUGGGCCCCUAUCUAUUCUCCAGAAUGGGGCUUCCACUUUCCCUCUUUCGACCCAUACCUCGGCCUGAACCAUGGGCUUCUUUUCACCAUCCCAUUCGUCGAAAACAAAAGAAGAACCCUGGAGCUCGACCACCAUCUUACAAUAUACUAUCGCGAUUAUGAUACAGUGACUAACAAGUCCGUCCACGCCGCCGUGGAAGCUUGUCCUGGCAUGAGUACGUCUUACAAUAUGCUCGGCGAGUACGUGGUGAUGAGCGGCCAGUACGGAUCACACACGGGCACCGCCGACCACGCAUUCAAGGAUAUGACUCUUGCCGACUUCCGCCAUGCGCUCGACUGGUUCAGCACAUGUUUCGAUGAGACAGUCCGGGAAAUCCCGAGCGGUGGCUCCUCCGUGCUUGCGGUUCAAGUUAGCAGUCCCCUCAAGCAGCACAGCUCCGGUCGAAACCUUUUCACAUCCGUAGCUAUUGAUCGAGAUUUCCCAAGCACGAGCAACGUCUCUCCCCUAUCACAGGCUCUUGGCCUUCCCAUACGAGUGUGUCAAUUGGAUCCUCGGGCCGAUCUAACGGACGAGCCGUCUGAGGAAGAAACGAGCUGGACGAAUCCAUAUACCCAGAUCCUGAUGACGGAGAUCGAUCCGGAAUCUGACAACUGGGGUAACACUCGACGGCACGUUGAUAUCCAUGGGAGCGUCUUGCUCCGUCGAUUGGAUGAGGAGGACCUGGAUCUGGCCACGGCAGAACACAUGUGUUUCUACUGCCUUGAGGUGCUGAAACCUCUUUUUGACAAAGCACUCUCUGGCGAGGUCUCUCGCCAGGACGUUCUAGACGAGAUUACACUGGAGAAGGCUACCGAGUGGAAACCGAUCGAUGCGUAUACCCGGGUUACUGGGGAGCAACAAAGACCUCAACGUGGAUUUGUUAGGAGGAUGUAG